CCGGCUCCAACAAAACUCCAGCCGCCCUUCAACCAUGGCGACCUCACCGGCGGCGGCGGCGGCAGAGACGGCGCUGGGAGACCUGCCGGAGGACGCGCUGCUGGCGAUCCUGGCCUUCCUCACGCCGCCGGACGCCGCCGCGGCCGCGUGCGCCUGCCGCGCCCUCGCCGGCGCCGCGUCCUCCCCGGAGCUCCCGCUCGCGCUCGCGCUCCGCCUCGGCCUCCCGCCCCCGCGGGCCUGCCCGGCCUCCGCGCGCCGCCUCUUCCGCUCCCUGCACCGCCUGCGCCGCCUCCUCGGCCUCUGGCGCCGCCUGCCCUCCUCCCACCCCGCCUCGCCCUCCCUCGCCGCGUUCGAGUGGGCCCCGCGCGCCACUCUCGCCGCCUCCCUCCUCGCCCCCGCCACGCACGGCCUCGCCGUCUCCAAGUCCCCUUUCGUGACCGUCUCCAUCGCGGAAUCCGGGGACACGGUGGCCGCGCUUGGAGAUGUGCCCGUCUGCGUCAAUUUCGUCGGGGACAACCACAUUGUGGUGGAGCCGGCGUCCGGGGAGGAUGAGGAGGAGGAGAUGCAAGGGGGGUCGCCGCCGGAGGAGAUGUAUAUGCAUUUCGCGAACCGGAGGAGUCCGGGUGCGGGGAGGAGGAGGAGGGAGAGGCUCGGGAGGAGGAAAGGGGGCCGGAUGGAGGCUCAACACUUUGUCAGGAUCCCAGAUGCUGAGCCCACCAAAGCAAGGCCGCUGCAGGGCCUCUGGAAGGGUAUAUGCGAGAAUAGGACUCUGGAAUUUUACCUUGUCACCUAUGAUGACAUCGGUGGAGUGACUUGUCGGCGAGUUAGUGAGACUAAGGGCCAUAACUCAGGCUACUCCCCUCUCUUUUGGACUACGAAUGCUACAUUUCUUGAACCACCAUUCUCAGAACAGGAACUGGACCGUUACAGUUGCUGUGAACAUAUCCAAGUUGUGACUUCUGGGCAUACAGAGAUGCAAAGCAAGGGAGUCUCUCGGAUAAUGUGCAUCAAUUCCAGUUAUGAUCUUGUUGAUCCUCAUCCAUCGGCUCCAUUAGAUGAUAUGAGGAAUUUAGAGGGGAGGAUCUGGUUUUAUGACGAUGGAACCUUUGGGUUUGGAUUCACUGGAAGUAAUUCAAUUAUAGAUCUGAGGCAUGUCUCCUUGGAUGGUUGUAUUGUUGAUACUUCAUAGUGAACAUAGGUCCUUCUGGCAUGCAAUUGUUGCUAGGACUAGGAAACCUUCUGUACAGCAUUGUUAGGGAAAACCCGGUGGUUGGCAUGAAGCAUGGUGCCUCCAAUUGUUGUACUCUUUUGUCAUGUAAUUGUUGCUAGGAUAACAAUUUAUCCUGGCAUUGCACUAGAUGGUGGUCCCUUCUGGCAUUUACUUGUUGCUGGAAUACCCUUGUAACAUUAUUACUACAUUAAUUUCAUAUAAAUUGGUGUUGCCACUCCGUCAUAAGGCUGCUUAUGUCCUUU
Messenger RNA from Lolium perenne, 1473 nucleotides. Its product is annotated as F-box protein At3g12350. NCBI's taxonomy places the organism in Eukaryota, Viridiplantae, Streptophyta, Magnoliopsida, Poales, Poaceae. The record is from RefSeq and is a predicted model, not a curated record. Gene Ontology annotation, molecular function: protein binding.